AUGCCUCCAAUCAGCAAGAAAGUACAUAUCAACGUAGACCUAGGCGAGGGCUACGGCAACUUCAAAUGUGGUCCGGACGAAGAACUCAUCCCUCUCAUCGACCACGCAAACAUCGCUUGCGGCUUUCAUGCAGGAGAUCCUCAGAUAAUGUCGGCCACAGUCAAGCUGUGCAAGCAACACAACAUCAAGGUCGGAGCACAUCCCGGACUACCGGAUAUCCAAGGUUUCGGUAGACGAGAGAUUAAGAUGUCAGCAGAGGAGUUAACCAGCAUGGUCAUAUACCAGGUGGGAGCUUUGAAGGGCUUCCUGGAUGCCGAGGGUGUACCUCUACAUCAUGUAAAGCCUCACGGGGUGCUCUAUGGCAUGAUGUACAGAGACCGUGAAGUAUGCCGGGCGGUCUACUCUGGCGUCCCGCCGAAUGUGCCUGUUUUCGGUCUUGCUGGCACCCUUCAUGAGGAGGUCGCAAAGGAGCUCGGCUUGCCGUUCGUUGCCGAGCUAUAUGGAGAUGUGAAAUACUCGAAGGAUGGCACUCUGGUUAUCGAUCGUAAGAAAAAGGCUUGGACGCAAGAGGAGACAGCAGCACACAUCAAGUCACAGCUGGAAAACUCCUCAGUCAUCGCAGUUACAGGAGAGAAAGUCGAGCUGCCGGUCGGUGAUAACGAGGUCUCGCUAUGCUGUCAUUCUGACUCCCCUGGCGCUGUGGAUAUAGUGACUGCUGCUAGGAAAAUGGUAGAUGAGUUUAACAAGAAGCACCAUAGUUCCGGAUAG
This is a messenger RNA of Aureobasidium namibiae CBS 147.97, 768 nucleotides long. RefSeq names its product LamB/YcsF. The record is from RefSeq and is a predicted model, not a curated record. The coding region runs from base 1 to 768 and encodes 255 amino acids. NCBI's taxonomy places the organism in Eukaryota, Fungi, Ascomycota, Dothideomycetes, Dothideales, Saccotheciaceae. Gene Ontology annotation, biological process: carbohydrate metabolic process. The transcript has 2 exons.